Ascochyta rabiei is the source of this 1053-nucleotide messenger RNA. RefSeq lists its product as uncharacterized. The coding region runs from base 1 to 1053 and encodes 350 amino acids. The transcript has a single exon. The record is from RefSeq and is a predicted model, not a curated record. NCBI's taxonomy places the organism in Eukaryota, Fungi, Ascomycota, Dothideomycetes, Pleosporales, Didymellaceae.
AUGCACACCCGCAUAAUUCCAUACCACCUCGUAGCUACCGACUCUGACGAAACCAAGCGCCUUCAAGACACAGCGCACCCAACGUUCCGCUCCCAGCGUUUUAACACUGCACACCACACACGCCUUGAUAUCUCUGCCAUCGUCCCGGAGUCACCCGUCUUCACUCACGAACAGCCUCCGUGGACGGCCUACGGCUAUACGCUAUGGCACCCACUCAUCAUCCGCAGUCAGGAGAUGGCCUCCAGCCACAUCGUCACAAUCCCGAGUUUCUUGUCCGACGAUAUGAUGCGCUGCCACGCCUCAUGGAUCAGGACGAACCGCUUCCCUUUCUCGCUCGUCGCCGAAACCGUCUCAACAUGGAAAAGCACACAGCAUGGCCAAGCCCUGCUGCCUCUCCUCGAUGAUAAGCAAAAAUGGUUCAUCCGCCUCGACCAGAUGUCACCUAAGGACAGCCCGUUUGGCGGCAAAGAACCAAGCUCCACAUUCGAGGAUGUGGUGGUCAAAAUUUGCAGCAGCAUGCGCGCGUGGGGCUGCCUGCAGCGCGAACAGCUAGAAGCUAAGCAGCAAAAUAGGGAAAUGAAGAUCCAGCUGGUGCUGAAUGCCUGGGACGACGCCAUGGAUCCCAGGCGCGAGUUCCGCGCCUUCGUGCCCCCGCCUACGGCUCGCGGCGCAGCGCGCGACGUAACUCAACUCCAGGUCACCUGCGUGUCGCAGUACCACUGGCCGCUCCCGCUCGAGUGCGCUUUUGGCUUCAGUCUGCAAGAACCAGCGCGCUUGGUGUGUGCGGGUGCGAACGGAGUACUCCAGAGCAUCAAGACGUUCAUGCAGGAUGAGAUGAGCGUGCAGGUCACGGGCUUGCUGCUGCAGUAUGGAUUCAGUUUCGAUGUUGCGCUGCAACGGGAUGGCACUGUGCGGCUCGUAGAGGUCAAUCCGUCCGGGGCGCUCAGCGGGUGUGGGGCUUGUCUGUUCAACUGGGUCAGUGAUGGGAGGGUGAUGUAUGGGUUGGACGAGGAUGUGGAAUUCAUUGUUACCAUGGAUGAGGGCGGGGGAUGA